Molecule: messenger RNA, 1495 nt
Organism: Cariama cristata (Red-legged seriema)
Lineage: Eukaryota; Metazoa; Chordata; Aves; Cariamiformes; Cariamidae
Gene: ZFYVE21
Product: zinc finger, FYVE domain containing 21
Exons: 8
Coding region: 1-771 (256 amino acids)
Molecular function (GO): metal ion binding
Source: RefSeq, a predicted model, not a curated record
AUGUUCUUCAAUAGAGAUCUCUUCCCUGGCAAAGUAGAAGUUGCUAUAAUUGGCCUUUCUCCUGGGGCAGGGACAGGCAGCAGACCUUCCCGCAAAAGGUGUGCCCAGGUGGAGGACCUCCUGCAGUGGGCGGCUGAGCUGCCGGAGGCAUGCCCAAGAUGUAUGCAGUGUGAUACAAAAUUUGACUUCAUAACUAGAAAGCAUCACUGCCGAAGAUGUGGAAAGUGCUUCUGUGACAAGUGCUGCAGUAAAAAAGUGCCUCUGCCUCGCAUGUGCUUUGUGGACCCUGUGCGCCAGUGUGCUGAAUGUGCCCUCAUCUCUCAGAAAGAAACAGAGUUUUAUGACAAACAGCUUAAAGUACUCAUGAAUGGUGCUACAUUCUUUGUAACUCUGGGAACAUCUGAUAAAUCUGAGCUCAUGGUUUGUCGACUUUCCAACAAUCAGAGAUAUCUGGUUUUGGAUGGAGACAGCCACUAUGAAAUUGAAAUUAUACAGAUUUCAACUGUUCAGAUUCUUACAGAGGGAUUUACUCCUGGAGAAAAAGAUACUCACACUUAUACCAGCCUUCUGGAGAGCCAGCAUAUUACUGAAGGAGGUAAUACUCGUGCCAUAGGUAUGAUUCUGCAGUAUAAGGUACCAGGAUCAGAGGAGCUAAGGCAGAUGAAAUUUACAGCCAGUGAAGACUUCAGCUGUAACAAGAAGCUGUCGGCAAGCUGGCUGGCAGCUAUGCAUAAGGCAACAAAACUUCUUUAUGAGUCCCGGGACCAGUAACAACAGCAAACUCUUGGCCACUUGAGGGAAGAUACCAGCCUCCAUGCCAUGGACCUGCCUCUCACUUUUUCCUAAUUUGACCGCUGGUAACACUUGCUGUUCUUGCCCCUUUCUCAUUCCAGUGUGGUUCAUGAUGUAAGAACUGGCAAAUGCAACGUGAGUUAUUUGUUUUGAACCAUGAGUAUUUACUAUAGUGUGCAAUAUGUAUACAAUUAAUGCUUUAAACAGCCUCACCUUUUAAGACUUUGUAUAUUUUGUUAAGCCUUUAUUGGCACUUAAUAUGAAAGUGACCUGCACUACAGCUAAUGUACAGCACAACUUUUAUAGUAACAAUUAUAUAUACUGUUUGCUACAACAAGCAAACAAAUGCCUAUGUCUCUUCUGCAGAGAAUAGCUUUUGGGUAUAGAUCUCAGGUUUUUCCCUCUAUCCAAAUGUUUAAAAUCAAUGUACAAUAAAAUCUGCCUUAGAUAUGAUUUUAUAGAAAUCAUGUGGGGUUUUUUUAAACAUUUCAGUUUAAACAUCUAAAUAUUUCACCAAAUACCACAAAACUGGACUUACAUGAACAUGAUGUUGAAACUUAACUUCUGUAAUAAAUAAGCUUCCAGAAUAAUUUUUAGUUUUGUAUUUUUUUUUGGUAACUAGCUUUUGUUAAUCUAACUGUAAUGCUAUCUGAAAUUGUAUACAAUUUAAUGUACAAACAUGAAUAAAUUAAUUCACUUAUUU